Nannospalax galili (Upper Galilee mountains blind mole rat) is the source of this 4113-nucleotide messenger RNA. It is a transcript of the gene Hectd2, whose product is annotated as HECT domain E3 ubiquitin protein ligase 2. The record is from RefSeq and is a predicted model, not a curated record. Gene Ontology annotation, cellular component: PRC1 complex. Gene Ontology annotation, biological process: protein polyubiquitination; regulation of transcription by RNA polymerase II. The transcript has 29 exons. Gene Ontology annotation, molecular function: ubiquitin protein ligase activity. Lineage: Eukaryota; Metazoa; Chordata; Mammalia; Rodentia; Spalacidae. The coding region runs from base 384 to 3299 and encodes 971 amino acids.
CUUGGAGGCGGCACCCGAGCUGCUCUCGAGACCCGCCGCGCCCUAUCGGCCCGAGCCUAGUGGCCCCGCGGAGCCGGCGCGCUCCCGCCUGCAGGGGGAGGGCGGACGGGGCGCGGGGACCGGCCAGGCCGCGGCCGGCGCUGUUUCUCUUUCACUUUCCGGGGCUGGGAGGCAGGCGCGCGGGCGGGCUGAAGAACGGCGGCCGCUGAUAUGAAAAAGCAGAACCACCAAAAGGAGUGAUGAUCAGUGAUCUAUGCCCAGUCUGGGUAUUGGUGCUCAUGCCUCAGAACACCUGUCAGAAUAUUGCGCCAGCUUCUGGGACCAGCCUUUCAUCUACUUAGUUACCCCUCUUUGCCUGAACUGCUAAAGCCAGCUAACCACGAAUGGCUGCCCAAAGGAAACACUUGGUGAAAGAUUUCAAUCCUUACAUCACCUGCUAUAUAUGUAAAGGGUAUCUGAUCAAGCCGACAACAGUGACAGAAUGUCUCCAUACCUUCUGUAAGACCUGUAUUGUCCAGCAUUUUGAAGAUAGCAAUGAUUGUCCAAGGUGUGGCAACCAAGUUCAUGAAACAAAUCCAUUAGAAAUGUUGAGGCUGGAUAACACACUGGAGGAAAUUAUAUUUAAGCUGGUACCUGGACUUCGAGAACAAGAACUUGAGCGUGAAUCUGAAUUUUGGAAGAAAAAUAAACCUCAAGAAAAUGGACAAGAUGACACUUCAAAAGCUGACAGAUCUAAAGCAGAUGAAGAUGGUGAUGAAAACCAAGAUGACAAGGACUAUCAUAGAAGUGACCCACAAAUUGCUAUCUGUCUAGAUUGUUUACGAAAUAAUGGGCAAUCAGGGGACAACAUAGUUAAGGGUCUAAUGAAGAAAUUCAUUCGAUGUUCUACACGUGUUACUGUAGGAACUAUUAAAAAAUUUCUAAGUUUAAAAUUAAAACUUCCAAGUUCUUAUGAGUUGGAUGUGCUGUGCAAUGGUGAAAUUAUGGGGAAGGAUCAUACUAUGGAAUUCAUCUAUAUGACAAGAUGGCGGCUAAGAGGAGAAAAUUUUCGGUGUCUGAACUGCUCAGCCUCGCAAGUCUGCUCUCAGGAUGGCCCUUUGUAUCAGGGCUUGGACAGAGGAGCCAAAAGCCAGAUUUCCACGUUCAGCAGUUUCGUUUCAUCUGUUACCCAGAAGAAAGAAGCAGCUGAAAAUAGAGGUUCACCUACACAUCUGGCUUUCCCUAACAUCAAGAAUGCGAGAGACCUACCACCAGUUUGCCUUGAUGUUAGACAAAAACAGCGUCUGUCUAUGGAUGCAUUAUCAUCUGAAGUGAAGGCCCCAGUUCUUCCAGAACCUAACCUUCCUAGCCAGCCCAAAACUAUGAAAGACUUUCAGGAAGAUGUAGAAAAAGCUAAGUCAUCAGGAGAUUGGAAAACAGUACAUGAUUUUUAUUUAACAGCAUUUGAUUCUUUCCCGGAAUUAAGUACUGCUUUUAAGAAAGAUGCCACUGCUUCAUUUAAUACCAUUGAGGACUCUGGAAUUAAUGCUAAAUUUGUAAAUGCUGUAUAUGAUGCCUUACUUAAUACUCCUCAAGAUAUUCAGAAGACAGUAUUAAAGGGAAUCAUUAACAGCUUGUUACGAGAAUGGAAAGGCCUACGAACAAAAGAUGAUCUUAGAGCAUAUUUUAUCCUUUUACAGAAUCCUCAGUUUAAUAGCACAUCUACAUAUGUCAUCUAUGCUCAUUUGCUGCGACAGAUAGCUGCCUUAGUGGAAGCUGACCAUCACUUCCUAGUUCACUGGCUUAAAAAAUUAUCCCAGAAGAAAUUCAAACAAUUGGUAGAGAGAUUGCUGCAGUUUAUUUCCUUACGCCUGUUUCCUGCAAAGCCUGAAGAAUUUCCACCUAUAACAAAGUGUUCCUGGUGGAUUCCAUCAGCAUCUAAAGUGUUGGCUUUACUUAAUACUGCAAACAGUUUGGUUCACCCUCCCCUUGUUCCUUAUACUGACUUCUAUAAUUCUACAUUGGAUCACAUUGAUCUCAUGGAAGAAUAUCACACUUGGCAGAGCUUUGGAAAUUCUCACAGGUUUUCCUUCUGUCAGUACCCAUUCGUUAUUUCUAUAGCUGCAAAAAAAACCAUUAUUCAGAGAGACUCAGAGCAACAGAUGAUAAGCAUCGCAAGGCAAAGUCUGGUGGAUAAAGUAUCUCGAAGACAGAGACCUGACAUGAAUAUGUUAUUUCUAAAUAUGAAAGUGAGGCGGACACAUCUGGUUAGCGAUUCACUUGAUGAGCUAACCCGGAAAAGAGCAGACUUGAAAAAGAAGUUGAAAGUCACAUUUGUAGGGGAAGCUGGUUUGGAUAUGGGUGGCUUGACUAAAGAAUGGUUCCUUCUUCUCAUUCGCCAGAUUUUUCAUCCAGAUUAUGGAAUGUUUACAUAUCACAAGGACUCACACUGCCAUUGGUUUAGCAGCUUUAAAUGUGAUAACUAUUCUGAAUUCCGAUUGGUUGGAAUUCUUAUGGGACUAGCUGUUUAUAACAGCAUCACCUUGGAUAUUCGUUUCCCUCCCUGCUGUUACAAGAAGUUAUUGAGUCCUCCCAUCGUACCUAGCGAUCAAAAUACACCAGUAGGCAUCUGCAGUGUUGCCAUUGAUGACUUAUGUCAAAUUAUGCCUGAGUUGGCCCAUGGAUUAAGUGAACUCUUAUCAUAUGAAGGCAAUGUUGAAGAAGAUUUCUAUUCAACAUUCCAGGUUUUUCAAGAAGAAUUUGGAAUAAUUAAGUGUUAUAAUUUAAAACCAGGGGGUGAUAAGAUUCCAGUUACCAAUCAGAAUAGAAAAGAGUAUGUACAGCUUUAUACUGACUUCCUUUUGAACAAAUCUAUCUAUAAGCAAUUUGCUGCAUUUUAUUACGGAUUUCAUAGUGUGUGUGCUUCAGAUGCCCUAAUGCUGCUUCGUCCAGAAGAGGUUGAGAUUCUGGUCUGUGGAAGUCCUGAGCUGGACAUGCAUGCUCUGCAGAGAAGCACGCAGUAUGAUGGCUACGCGAAGACUGACCCAACCAUAAGAUACUUUUGGGAUGUUGUGCUUGGAUUCCCUCUUGAUCUUCAAAAGAAGUUGCUACAUUUUACUACAGGAAGUGACAGAGUACCUGUGGGAGGGAUGGCCGAUUUGAACUUUAAAAUUUCAAAGAAUGAAACUUCUACUAACUGGUUACCUGUGGCUCACACCUGCUUCAAUCAACUUUGCCUUCCUCCAUACAAGAGCAAAAAAGACCUGAAACAGAAAUUGAUCAUUGGAAUUUCAAAUUCAGAAGGCUUUGGACUUGAGUAACCUCGAAGACUUGAAAUAUUUAUAUGUAGCACUCACUUCCCUCUUAUUGUGCCUUUAACCUUUUCAUGUUUCUGUCUCAAAACAGUUUAACAAAGUUCGCCAACUUUAAAAUGAUGAAGGGUGUUUCUAUAACCCAGAUACAGAAUGAGUGUAGUAAAGGCAUGAUUUUCUUUAAAAAACAAAACAAAACAAACAAAUCCGUCAGUGAGGAAAAGAGCAUAUGGCAGGGGUAGUUCUUUAUCACUUCUCAUAAGUUGUUUCCCACAGAUGUCCACUGGGAAAGCCAAGUGCAGUAAGAAUGGGUUUGUGAUGUAGUUGAACCCAGUGGCAGACGUGCUGCCAGCACACUGUAGCAAAGCAGACAGCUACAUUAUCUUUAACAUAAGGCAUGUAGCCAUAUUUUCGUACAAAGGUAAACAACAGUAUAAUUGCAAAUGCAGUUUACAGGGUCUUUUGAUAUACUGGUUUGGGGGUCCUAUAAGAUCUUUUCAACUGUUGCUGAAAAGCAUGUAAAUAAGUACAUAAUAGCCUAAGAAUAAUGGGAUUUUGAUAGUGCCAUUUAUUGCAAAAGAUUUAUUUUUACAAAGUAAAUUUGGGGUUUUAGAUGUGUAUACAGCUUUUACAAAUCAAUAAAGAUGAUUGUACAAGAGUAUUUUCAGACUAUUGGAUCCAAGGUUCUAUUCUUUUAGGUAUUGUUAGUCUGCAUGCACAGUGGAGGUAAACCAGUUACUCUGUAAUAUUGUAUAAUGAUCAUUUCUUAAAGGUCACACUGAGAACAAGUUAGAUCUAACUAGUCAUUGAUUAAUUAAAUCGA